AUGGCGCGACUACGAGUUCCUGCAUCGCCAGUUGAGACCCGUCGCGCGAAACAUGCAAACGCAGGAGCUGGAAACAGGACGGCCAGCCAACCUAGGCAUUCAGGCCCACAACCCGAGAUCAGUGCAGCCUUCGAUUCGUCUGCCAAUGAUCAUGCAGAACGCUCCACGACUUAUCCGCGCAUUGUGAGGAGCUUCGCGUUGAUGGACGUGGAGACAAAGCGAGAUGUACAAGGUUACCUUGUCGGACAGUACAAGGCCGUUAAGAAAAUGGGCCACGAGCACAUCACCCCUACUGGCACCAAGAUUGUCUUCUUCUUUGGCCAAGCACAGCAAGAGGAAGAGUUCGAUAUACUAGACGAGAAUAUGAAGGGCGACCUGCGCGAGUACGUCAACGAGGAUGAGGAUGCAGAUCACCCAUGGUGUGGGGUGCGCGACUUCAUGCGAAAGAUUGCGACUUCCAAGGCCGAGGUGUCGACAGAGUUGAAGGAUACCAAGCACGGUUUGGGUACUGAGACACCUCAUCAAGCCCGCUUGGUGCGCGCUCAUAGUGCGCCCUCCCUGGCUCAGUGCAUCGCGAACGCCAGCAUCGACAGCGCCGGAUCAGAUACCGACCCUGACUCAGAAGACGACGACAUCGAUCUUGAAUUGAGGAUCGAGAACGCACUCUCGUCCUUUGCUAAAAAGGUCGAAGAAUUAGAGGAUGUGGCAGGAGCGCUGUCAAUCACGCCACCCAGCCGUACAUAUUCUGAUGCCCGCUCAUCUACGUCAGCGCCUCCCAAGGACAUCGAUAUACCGUACCCCUGUGGACCAAAUCAAAACUCCCGACUUCGUCGUCAUAGCGGUUACUGUUCACUCGCAUCUCUGAUCGCUCACGCUGAAGAUACCCGUGCGCCUUCGUGCUCGUCACUUUCUUCGUGCCUAAUACCUCCCGGUACCACCUACAAUGUCGUCCGCAAACCCUGCUACGACCCAGACUUUGAGGGUCAUAGCCCUUGCGCCACACAUGAUGAGGGAAGUUGGGGACUCUCAGCGGAUGACGCUCUGGAUAUGCUACAAGAGCGCUUCAGAAUAACACAUUGCGCUGGUGACGGCACAGGCUUUGAUCGUCGCGAAUGGCUGGAAUACAAGCUUGAGACUGGACGCAGCAUGGUACAUGGCCCGUCGCUGUUACCAUUUGGGACGAACUGUUAUGAAGCUGAAAAGCCAGGGCAGAUCAAGGACGCGGAUGAUAUCCCGUACGCUAAUCGACCCGAAGCCACGGCUCGAAUCCGCACUUCGCCUUCUAAGGACACCCUGAGUACCAACUCAUCCGUCCGGAAUUCGGUGUUCUCAAAAUGCACUUCGAGCACAUCCAUUUCAUCUUACCGGACCAGUCGUCCACAGUCUGCACGAACUGAACAUUCUCGGCUCAUGAACGCACUUAGCCCCGACAACGAUACUGAAAAGUGCGGACAUGGCUAUGAAAUCUCCGCGCCGACAGUGUGCAGUCCUUCUGUCGCAGGUAUUGUUCCAAAAAGCGAACACUUUCAAGGUUAUGCAGGUGGCACUGUGCGGGAUGGGAAGGGUGCACACAGUUUACCCGUUACUACUACCAAAAAAUGGUCUAGUGGACUGAAGCUGUGGGAGGAUGAAAGCUGGCCCAACGCACCCGAGCGCAUCGGAACCGACUUUGAAGACGCUCAGAACUCCAUUACGAGGAGCGAAUCCGAGGACCGCAACGUAGAAGAGUUCUCACAGCUGCGUGCGUCGCUAACGAUAGUUACGGACAAUGAUGAACCCAUGCGGCCUGAAAUCAUCGCCAACCGCCUGUAUGCGGCUCCGAGGAUAUACGAGGAAGCCGCCAAUUUUGUUGAACAUGUCGCCACUAAUUCGGAUGUCGAUUCCGAAUGUUGGUCAGAACCCUUGGAUGGUUGCGCGCAGCCGCGUCGCAAGUGGACUAGCAAGAUGAAGCAUUGUCUCCAGAAAAUACCCCAAAAGACAAAGCAGGCUACCCACGACUAUCUCAAAGCGACGAAACGAUUCUCACGGACUGCUUGGCGCGUGUUGCCAGCUGCGCUGUCGAGCCGACAUCCGUUUGAGAAGAUCGACGGCAUCCUCUAG
Molecule: messenger RNA, 2100 nt
Organism: Alternaria ventricosa
Lineage: Eukaryota; Fungi; Ascomycota; Dothideomycetes; Pleosporales; Pleosporaceae
Exons: 1
Coding region: 1-2100 (699 amino acids)
Source: RefSeq, a predicted model, not a curated record